AUGUCUGGUCGAGUGCCCACCCCGCCACUUCCUACCUCUCCACUAGUAGCUCUUGUCGAAGCAUUCGUAGGCAGCGGAACAGUUCUUACUCGAAGGAGCAGUAUCCAAGCGAUGACGGCCACUGCAAUCCCCAGCGGAGCCCAGCUCGCCACGCCGCAGCAAUCGACACUGUCGCUCGAGGCCGUGGAUGAAGCCUCCAGAAAUCUCAGCGCCAUUGAUGGCACCGCAUACCAGUUCACCAUCACCUACUUCGAGCAUAGGACCCCUUCGUUCUCCGUCACCCCUUCCAUCCGCCUCGCUGGUCCGAACAACAUCCCCUCCAUCCGCGCAAGCCUGAGCGACGGAGCCCUCUACCUCGAGCCGAACCGCGCUAUCCACCUCCCCCGAACCCUCCACGCCGAAGACCUGAACCUGCUGAAGUGGGCGUACGCCGAGCACCUCCCCGGCACGCGUGGGUGGAUCCGCAUCCUCUCCGUGCGCCGCCUGUACACCAAAGUCGGCGACCACCUCUGCAGCUGGCCGCAAAGCCACCCACCCCCCUCCGAGAUCAUCGGAGACAGCGUCGAUGCGCUGGAGAUGUACGACAUCUGGUACAAGAACCGCCCCGACUCCCUCCUCAUCCGGCCCUUUAUCUCAAAUCUGGCAGAGCUUGAGAGUGCCUGGUACGACCAAGACCAGACUUUCAAGGAGGUACCGUGGGAAUUCUUCCACAAGAAGCACGGCGGUCAGUACGUUGUGCGGUACGAGCUUGAGGCCGAGCAAGUGAUCUCCUGGAUUAAGGAGACGUAUUGUAUGGACGAAUACUGCGGGGUCGAGGAUGAGGACUUCGAGUGGCGGAGGGACUACAUCGAGGACCAUAGGAUGUCGGACGGAAUGAUGGAAGAGAUUCGGGAGGGCGUGGCGUGGUUAAAGGCUCGUUUCGAGCAAUGGCGAGGUUACGUUGCGUUCGGCGAGACGGGGGUGGAGAGGCCAUGUCCUCCGGAUAAGAGCGAGAAGCCGUGGAGGCGAGGGGAGGAGGCUGAGUGA
Molecule: messenger RNA, 1026 nt
Organism: Mytilinidion resinicola
Lineage: Eukaryota; Fungi; Ascomycota; Dothideomycetes; Mytilinidiales; Mytilinidiaceae
Exons: 3
Coding region: 1-1026 (341 amino acids)
Source: RefSeq, a predicted model, not a curated record